AUGGGUGCUCAAGAACUGGCACCGACAGGAUAUGCGAUCAUAUCCUGGACCACGGGCUGGGCUGUUCUUGAUUUUGAUAAAGUCUUCUCCAUAUCCGCAGAAUAUCUCCGUCCAGAUGGCGGCAAAGCGUACGCAAUCGUUUCCCGCAUUUCUCUAGAAGUUGUCUCUCGUGAAUGGAUCUUCUCGCCGAGGGAAGUCAAACUGGAGCGGAGGAUCAUUCUAUUCGACGUGUGUGACGCAGCGAUAUACAUAUGUCGCCUUCGAGAGUUCAUUGUUCCCACCAAAUGGCGAUACCUAUCGUUGCAAAAGAAUCAAAGCGUCACCAGAGGGCAGUCAAGGAGAAGUAGCAGGAAUGAAACCGGGAGAUUCGAGUGUAGUUACAACCCUGAUCAACCGGAGAAUAACUUCCGCGAAUCAAGCCCAUCUGUAAAAAGCACAAACCACGGCAAUGCAGCAAAUGCUACCACGGUCAUCCCCAGAGAUAAGUACGCCGUAUGCACCGGGAUGGGAUGA
Messenger RNA from Coccidioides immitis RS, 513 nucleotides. RefSeq lists its product as uncharacterized. The transcript has 2 exons. The record is from RefSeq and is a predicted model, not a curated record. NCBI's taxonomy places the organism in Eukaryota, Fungi, Ascomycota, Eurotiomycetes, Onygenales, Onygenaceae. Bases 1 to 513 code for a protein of 170 amino acids.